GCCUAGAUUUUUAAAACUUUUAUUUAUUUAUUUUUUAAUGUAAGAAAAAUGCCAAAUUGAGAAAUCAAAUAAUAGAUGAUAAGUGUCUUGAAACCUUUCUCUUGAAGGAGUUCAAGUCAUAGGAAGGAGAAAAUACAGAAACAGGCUGGGAGUUUCAGAAUUUAACAGAGAAAGAGAUGAAUGAUUGAGAAUACUGGUUAACUUUUAUAUUAGAGAAGUGGACAGAAUAGGUGUGGGAGAAAGAAGAAAGUCUUGUGCAGUGAGGCUGUGGGAGGGUAGGGGGAACCAUGCAGUUAGUAAGGCCAGAAGAGCAGUUAGUGUGAAAAUAGCAGUAGAAGAUGGCAAGAGAUGCAACAUUGUGGCGAUGAGAGAGAGAGAGAGAGAGAGAGAGAGAGAGAGAGAGAGAGAGAGAGAGAGAGAGAGAGGCUGGACACAGUCAGUUAGAGGAGAGGAGUUGAUAAGACGAAAUGGUUUUGAUUCCACCCUAUCUAAAGGAGCGUUAUGAGUGGAACCUCUGUACACUUCACAGAAGUUGUUUAAGCUAGAUAUGAGAUUUGAAGUUUCCAUUUUAGAUUAUAAGUAAAGAAUAGACCAAGGAUGUUUGAGUUUCAUUGAAGAAGAGGGGAUAGUUGUCUGGAGGGUUGUGUCAAGUUGAUAGAUGGAGAUAGUUUUGAGACAUUGAACAGUACCAAUCACAAAUUUUAUAGAGAUCAGAAGCCAGGCAUUCUGUAGCUUCCCUGCAUGAGCUGUUUAAUUCCUGAAGGGUUGAAUGUCUGUGAAAAGAUGUGGAAUAAUGAAGGAUGGUAUCAUCAUCAUAGGAGUGGAUAGGACAAGAAGUUAAGUUUAGAAGAUCAUUGAUGAAUAAUGGGAAUAGAGUGGGUAAUAGGACAGAAUCCUGAGGAACACCACUGUUAAUAGACUUAGGAGAACUGUGAGUGUCUACCACAAGCAAUAGAAUGGUCACAAGGGAAACUUGAGAUGAGAAGGAUAAAGAGAGAAGGAUAGGAACUGUAAGAGGGUAGUCUGGAAAUCAAAGCCUUGUGCAGCAGCAAAAAUGUCAUUGAAAUUCCUAAAAGAAGAUGACCAAGACUCAAUAAGGAAAGCCAGAAAAUCACCAUGACAGAACCCAUACUGGUGAUCAGAUACCUAUAAGGUUUUGAAGUGAUAGAUGUUUAAGAAUCUUCCUGUUAAGGAAGGAUUUGAAACUUUUGAGAGGCAGGAAAUUAAAACAAUAGGAUUGUAUUUUGAGGGAUUAGAGUGGUGACCCUUUUUAGGAACAGGCUGAAUGUAGGCAAACUUCCAGCAGGAAGGAAAGAUAGAUAUUGGUAGACAGUUGGAAGAGUUUGACUAGGCAAGGUGCAAGUACGGAUGCACAGAUUUAGAGAACAAUAAUAAUAAUAAUAAUAAUAAUAAUAAUAAACGGUUUAUCCUUUUGGCAGUCAACAAACUGAAAAUGUACAUUGGGGGUGGGGAAAUACUUGACAUUAAUCCUAAAGGUAAGUCAAAUCUAGAAGUCAAAUCUAGAAGGGACUAUUGAUUGAUGGCUCGCACCAUGGUGGGAAUCACACUGAGUCUGUACCGGUCCGUACGCGGCGCCUUUAGGGGCGUUAUCUUGUUGUGGUGUCUGGUGGCACGGGCGGGGUGAGGCGCGUCAGGCGGCAGCAUGUUUCUGAGACGUGGAUGAUUCAGAAGUCCCCUACCAAACUUCUCCAGAGCCUCACGGUACAUGGUGGAUAGUCUGGACAGCCUCAGGGUGUUCAGGGCUUCUUUAUAGGUGGUGUAUGCAGGGCCAAGGAUGACCCUCCAAUAGGAGGGACCAGCAAGGGCAUGGAGAACAUCACUGUGAAGGAUCUUAAUGGGCAGCAUGAAGUAAUUGGAGGAUGGAGGAGAGGGAGGAACAAGCCCUGAAUUGUACAAGGUUUAUGAAGGUGGAAACAACCUUGGGCGACGGGCCAGCCUUUGUGAAACUGUGCUUGGCCUGGUACCAGGGAGGUUUAGUGAACCUCCUGACUCAAGAGUGAUGGUGGCAGGACUGGUGCCUGGGUCACAGGCCCUCAGAAAUGGUGCAAUCAAAAUUGGUGACUGGCUGAAGGAGGUGGAUGGAGCAGAGAUCACAUGGGACAACUUGGAUGAGGUGUUGGCUGAGCUGCAGAUUCCAUCUCUGAUCACCAUGUCAGUUCAGAAGUGUGCCUCAGAAACUCUCCCUGAUGAAACAGGGAGUGAUCACAAGAGGGUGACUCAAACCCAGUUGGUGAAAGUUGUGACAGGAAUGGGGGGAAGCAGCUCCCCUUCCACACACCUUCAGGAGCUCCCACACACUCUCUUGUAUCUCAGCCUUGUUGGAGUUUCUGAGGACUCCCCAGAUGGUGCUGAUAUUAGAUACCAGUUUCCCAACUGGAGCAACAAGCUGGUGAAGGUACGAGGAAUGUUUAUUACUGCAGCCCACACUGUGCAGGAAGUUGCUGGUACACCUGCCCUUUGUUCAACAGUGUGUGUGGAUGGAGAGUACUACCAUGUGGCCUAUACCAGAGAACACAAUGAUGUCCUUCUUCUGGCUUUACCACAUGCCUAUGUGUCUAGCCAUGAUAUAGUGGGUCUCAUGGAGCAGAUUUCUACCUUAAUCAAGUUUGAAUUUGGAACUUUAGUCAAGGGUGCUGGUUCCUCUAGACACAAAGGAUAUCUUGACCAUUUGAUGAGUCAUAUCCUAGGAACAGUGUUAGGCCAAGGCUCGCAAGAUGGCAUGACUUCAUCCAAGGAAGAGCUACGACUCAAUCCUUAUCUUCCCAUGGUCCCAGUGACUCCCCAAAGCUAUGUAAUGGCAUAUCCAUGCUGGUUGAUCCUACAUGACCAUGAAGAAACAAAGCUUCAGAUUGACAACUGCCUCAGUGAACUUGAAUCUGGAGAUUUUGGAGAUGAGGACACAGAUUGUGAAGAUUCUCUCUCCCUCUACAACAUUAUAGGAUCCUGUCUUUUCUACAAGGGUCUUUUGGUGGCAUCACACUUGUCUCCUGAGGAGAUGCGCCUCGUGUGGCUCUUUACUUCCCACCAUGGACUGCUCUCCCUCACAGCUCAGGAAUCUGUGAGUCAGCUGGUGGGAUGGAGGCGUGUAUAUCUUCCAGUAGAAUCCAGCCAGGAUGCCUCCUCCCCAGGUGUUCACUACCUGCUGCUGUCUGCCAUGAAUCAUUGCUUGCUAGGUGUGCUUCUGGAGACUGGGAACAUUACAGAUAUGCUUGACGAAGAUGCUGGGCCAGACCCUUUCUUAGUUGACCAGAUAGAGGCCUCACUGUACCAUCUUCAUGCACUUCACAUCAAUACUACUUGUGAGGAGAGCCUGACCAAUGGUGGGAUUGAGACUAUCUCUGCUGACGACAGAUUUGGAAAGGGGACUCCUAGCAAGAAGCCUAAGGAUAGGACAGAUGUUGUUGAAGGUGGACUACGACUGCCAGAUGUACCUUCUAUUCUCAAGCAAAAGUCCUCGGCACCACUUGAGCCUGUGCUGUACAUGGGAGAGCAUGGUGGGAAUGAGUGGGAGGAAGAAGCCAGUGAGGACUCCAUUGCUCAUAGUUCUCAGGAUUCCUCCCUUGCUGCAGAAGAGGAUGGGAGAGAAGAUGAACCAGAUGAUGAUUCAGAAUCUGACUGGAGAAUAUUUAAGCCCACAGAGAAUAGAGGGCUCCAUCAGUAUGACUUUGAGAUGAAGGCACGGCCCUCUAAAGCUCCAACCUCUCCCAUAAGAGUAACAUGUGGGAAAGAAAGUGUUUUGUUUCAUCUGGUGCAACUAGAGGUUGGAGAGGGAGUGUUGAUCCAAGCUCACAACUCCACUCCCAACACUUCUCCCUCCUCACCACCCAGCCACACCACUGCACCUCUACAUGCACAAAUCCUUCACAACUUUCAAACAACUUGUGGACAUAUUCAUCAUGUACUGCAAGCAGCUGUUCGUUGCAAGGAUGCAUGUGGAGGGUACCAGGGAAGCUCAGCACUCAACACCAUCAAGGAGCAUGGGGUUCUGUUUACAUACUCCCCACCCACAACUGAUGGUGGUAAAAGACGAGCACAGACCUUCUCUUACUGGGUAGUUGGGCGUCUACUGGCAGCCCCUUAUCAGCGAGAGGUUUAUGUCUGCUAUCAUGAAUCAGUGCCACAAAACCUCCUAGAAAUGGCCUUCAGGGUAUCACUUGGCUGUGUGGUGUAAAAUCCAAAGCAAAGCCACAUAUCUAAAGUGUGAAGUGAGCUGUGCUGACUGAAUCUCCAAAUCUAAACUAUGUUUUAUCAUAAAGGUGAAUGCUUACUUUGGAAAUGUGGAAAUAUAUAUUUUCAAGAUCUAACUACAUAGAUUUAAAAAAAAUAUUUUUCAAACAGUUAAUACUAAUCUAUCAAAUUUUUGUUGUGAUUUUACCUCAUGUUCAUCCUCUAUAUUCCCACUGCCAUAAUCCUUGAACAAACUGUCAUUUUUACAUUGGUUUUGUUUCCUUGAACAACAUAAUAUUCAUAUUUUAUUUAUUUUCAGAUGCCUCAUAUCCUUUAGACUCUUGUUGCAUGACUUGCAAUAUCUUUUUUAUACAUCAGAUCUGCAGGAUUUAUACUUAAGUCCUUUUAGCACUGUAUUUGUUAAUACUCACCCAUUAUCAGGCUUCUUUAAUAUUUGCAAACUUUUUAAUAGAAAAUGUGGCUGCACUCCAUUAACUUAAUUACUAUAUUUGCUCAGAUUUUGGCAUGGGUUAUAUGUCUGGCAAGAGUAUACCUAACACUUUUGACAGUGUUUUUUGGCAAUUAAUUUGGGCAUACAUGCAUGGAAAUAUAUGUGGGUGCAGUAGAAUCCCUGUGAUGCAGUCAUACAUUUUGCUUUACAUGACGGUUUGUCCUUCUUCAAAUGGUGACAGCUUCACCAUGUGUUCUCUCAUCAGUGUCUCUUAUUCUAACUUAUUCAAGAGUUGAGCAUAUGUGUCUGUGUCUUAGUGUAUGUGUCUGUCUUAGUCUACCUCAUUGAUCAUUUGAUAAGAGAUGAACAUUUGCCCAUUUGUGUCGAGAUAAUGCUCAGGUUCUUGUAACAUAUUUACACUCAUGACCAUGUGAAAGGUCUGUAGAUCUGCAUUCAUCAGGCUUUUGUUGAGUUUAGAGGGAGUAGAGUAAUCUACAUUUUUGGAACCAUUGUUAAUAGGUUCUUUCUAUGACGUCUUCAGUGGUGGUAGUUGCAUUGAACUCCUUGAUGAUGUUGACAUACCUAAAAGCAUUUAUGUGUAUGCUCACAACAGCACAUUUCAGGAGAGAUUAUAGCAGUUAUGCAAGUCUUGGUCUGGUUCCAAAUGUGGGAGUCUUGCAGCACCUGAAUCAGUUUGGAAGCUUAAAAGAAAAGAUGUAUGCUUACAUGACAGGCUGUUUCAUUAGGUCCAGCACCUGCAUCACAGUUUUUCUGCCCUCUAGUAUCAUUACUCUGUUGUUUUGAGCAGAUAAAAAAACCUGGUUGUUACUUUAGGAUUAAGAUUCUUAUAGUACCAUGCUUUUAAUUUUUUACUAUAUUUAUUAAUAUUUACUAAUGUUUUUUGUGCCUUAGCUUUUUGCCUCUUUUUGUGUUGUGGUAUGGAUCCUUUCUGUUAUAGAUUUCUUAAACAUAGUCUUGAUUACUGCACUGAAAGUUACCUCCAUAGUGUGAGCCUUGUCAGUGCCAUUCUGACCAUUAGUAAAAUGGUGUGCCAUACCACCUUCAAAGGUGAACUGAACUAAAGAUUCUGGAAUAUAUUUAUGAAAAAAAAAAGUUGCAGAUUUUCUCAAAGGCAGCAUUAAACCAGAAAGUCUGGUUCUCUGUGUACUUGAUGAGAUCAUCCUUGGUGUGUGGGUCAUGAAUAUUGCUCCUUAUCAGGAUGACCUUUUCCUAUUCACUGCCAUGUUUCCAGCCUGGCCUAGAGUGUUGCAGUUUUGGGUAUUGGGCUUGAGUUAAGGGUUGAGGUUGAAGACUUAUCAAUGUUUCAUCCUUAGAUCUUACCCUUCUCAGUAGAUUGUCAUGCUGCAGGUAGUGAGGUUGAUGUGGGGAACUGGUGGCAUGGAUGUGGAUGUCUGUGUGUUUCUGAUUAUCCCAGCCAAGACUGUUCCCUUUGCCCUUCUCUUUCUUCAGACAAAUUCCACCAAGUGAGGUUGAUGUAGGGAACUGGUGGCAUGGAUGUGGAUGUCUGUGUGUUUGUGAUUACUCCAGCCAAGCUCUUUCUUUAGACAAAUUCCACCAGUCACAUUUCUCACUCUACAUUCUCUCAGUAAAAAUAUGGAGGCUGCAAUGUGCCUUAAGUAAAAAAUAGAAUAUAUAUAUAUAUAUAUAUACAUAUAUAUAUAUAUAUAUAUAUAUAUAUAUAUAUAUAUAUAUAUAUAUAUAUAUAUAUAUAUAUAUAUCAAAUAGAAUCAACAAAUUAAUAGAUUGCUGUCCUAUGUGUGAAAGCCUCAUCAUUGAAGCUACCACCUGGAGAAAAUGUUUGUAAGUUCUUCAUCUUGUUAAGUAAUAAUGUUUAAUAGAAUGGUAAUGUUGUUAGUGGCCUAAUAUUUUAUAUAUUGUGUUGUUUUGUAACCUUUUGCAGAUGUUUAAUGUUGUUGAUGGCCUUAUGAAUUUCAUAAAUGUUUUUUUCAAUUUUAUAAAGCAAUUAUAAAUAUA
Scylla paramamosain (green mud crab) is the source of this 6634-nucleotide messenger RNA. RefSeq names its product protein inturned-like (gene in). The transcript is spliced from 20 exons. Bases 2021 to 4192 code for a protein of 723 amino acids. Lineage: Eukaryota; Metazoa; Arthropoda; Malacostraca; Decapoda; Portunidae. Gene Ontology annotation, biological process: cilium assembly; establishment of planar polarity; vesicle-mediated transport. Gene Ontology annotation, molecular function: protein binding. Gene Ontology annotation, cellular component: cilium; cytoplasm. The record is from RefSeq and is a predicted model, not a curated record.